AUGAAGAAGGCGAGGGCGAGCGUUCUCACCAAGUAUGACUCGGGCGGCGGACAGGUGGUGGUGGCAUCGGUGAGGCUGGGCGUGGACGAUCUCCAAUUGCGGGCCUCCUGCUCCGAUCGGACCUUCGUGCGCAGCGCGGGGCUCAAGGGGCUCACGGUCGGGGUGGAGAAGCCCGGAUCGUUCGCCCUCGAGUACGAUGUCCACGAAGCAGUGCCGCGCUUCCAAUUCUCGGGCGUCGGCCGGCUGCUCAACAAGGAUGUCCAGGUCUCCUACACGCACCAGCCCAAGACCCGAGACGCGCUCGUCGUGGAUGGGAUUCUCAUCGCCAAUCCCGCCAACAAGCUCCACGGCCGGAUGAUCUUCCCCACCAACAAGGGCCAUGUCAAGAUGUGCUACGUCCACAAUGGCCACACGAGCAUCGAGCCGGGGGUGGAGUUUCCCAGCCGGGCCUGGAAUCUGGGGAUCGCGCACAAGUUCCCCGGCAAUCACAACGUCAAGGCGACCUACGAUCAUAUGGUGAAGACGGUGGGAUUGGCGUGGAGCAGGGAUCCCGAGAAUGGCAGCGGCGCUUGCAAGAUCUCCGCCAAUGUGCCGCUCCAAGAACCGAAGAACGUCCGGGUGCUCAUGGAGAAGGUGUGGAAUUUCGACUUCUAGAUCUGCGGCGGCGGCGGGGAAGAGUGGAGAGAUUUGACGUGGAUUUCUUCCUUUCCCCCCCUUUCUUCCCCCAUUCUUUUUGGUGAAAUAAAACUUUAGGGUUCUUGGAA
Messenger RNA from Selaginella moellendorffii, 764 nucleotides. Its product is annotated as outer envelope pore protein 24, chloroplastic. The transcript has a single exon. Gene Ontology annotation, biological process: regulation of monoatomic ion transmembrane transport. Lineage: Eukaryota; Viridiplantae; Streptophyta; Lycopodiopsida; Selaginellales; Selaginellaceae. The record is from RefSeq and is a predicted model, not a curated record. Gene Ontology annotation, molecular function: voltage-gated monoatomic cation channel activity. Bases 1 to 654 code for a protein of 217 amino acids.